This is a messenger RNA of Sphenostylis stenocarpa, 2163 nucleotides long. Lineage: Eukaryota; Viridiplantae; Streptophyta; Magnoliopsida; Fabales; Fabaceae. The record is from the annotation of a GenBank genome assembly.
AUGGCCGAAGCUCUCACGGUAAUUCCGCCCGCCGUGCUUCGCAACCUCGCCGACAAGCUCUACGAGAAGCGCAAGAAUGCAGCACUAGAGGUUGAGGGAAUAGUGAAACAGCUUGCUUCUUCUGGGGAUCAUGAUAAGAUAAAUGCUGUGAUCAAUUUGUUGACUACGGAAUUUACUUAUUCGCCACAAGCAAAUCACCGCAAGGGAGGGUUGAUAAGCUUAGCUGCGGCCACUGUUGGGUUGACUGCUGAAGCUGCUCAGCAUCUCGAGCUAAUUGUACCCCCUGUAUUAAAUUCCUUUGCCGAUCAAGAUAGCAGAGUUCGUUAUUAUGCUUGUGAAGCAUUAUACAACAUAGCGAAGGUUGUGAGAGGAGAUUUUAUUAUAUUCUUCAACCAGAUCUUUGAUGCCUUGUGCAAGCUUUCUGCAGACUCAGAUGCCAAUGUACAAAGUGCUGCUCAUCUCUUAGAUCGACUUGUGAAGGAUAUUGUGACUGAAAGUGAUCAGUUCAGUAUUGAAGAAUUUAUACCGUUGUUGCGGGAGCGCAUGAAUGUAUUGAAUCCAUUUGUUCGUCAGUUUUUGGUAGGAUGGAUUACUGUGUUGGACAGUGUCCCAGAUAUUGACAUGCUGGGUUUUCUUCCUGAUUUUCUUGAUGGUUUGUUUAAUAUGUUGAGCGACUCAAGUCAUGAAAUACGUCAACAGGCUGAUUCAGCUCUUUCUGAGUUUCUUCAAGAGAUUAAGAAUUCACCAUCUGUAGAUUAUGGUCGAAUGGCUGAAAUACUAGUACAAAGAGCAGGUUCUCCAGAUGAAUUUACUAGGUUAACAGCUAUCACAUGGAUAAACGAGUUUGUCAAACUUGGUGGAGAUCAGCUUGUUCCAUAUUAUGCUGACAUUCUUGGAGCUAUUUUGCCUUGCAUAUCUGAUAAAGAAGAGAAAAUUAGAGUGGUUGCUCGGGAAAUCAAUGAAGAGCUACGUGCAGUCAAGGCUGAUCCAGCUGAAGCAUUUGAUGUAGGAGCAAUUCUCUCCAUUGCUAGGAGGCAACUAUCUACUGAAUGGGAGGCUACUCGAAUUGAAGCUUUGCACUGGAUAUCAACCCUUUUAUCCAGACAUCGUAAUGAGGUUUUGACAUAUCUAAAUGACAUAUUUGAUACCCUACUCAAAGCACUUUCAGAUUCAUCUGAUGAGGUUGUGCUUCUAGUUCUUGAUGUUCAUGCAUGCAUUGCAAGAGAUCCUCACCACUUCCGGCAGCUUGUUGUUUUUCUAGUGCACAAUUUCCAAAUAGAUAAUUCUCUUUUGGAGAAGCGUGGUGCUUUGAUAAUCCGUCGCCUUUGUGUUCUUUUGAAUGCUGAGAGAGUCUAUCGUGAGCUUUCUGCAAUAUUAGAAGGAGAAUCUGAUUUGGAUUUUGCUUCGAUUAUGGUUCAGGCUUUGAAUUUGAUCUUACUUACAUCAUCAGAAUUAUCUGAGAUGCGAGAUCUUUUGAAGCAAUCACUGGUAAAUCCGGCAGGGAAGGACCUAUAUAUUUCUCUGUAUGCCUCGUGGUGUCAUUCUCCAAUGGCAAUUAUAAGUCUAUGUUUUUUAGCUCAGACUUACCAACAUGCCAGUGCUGUGAUUCAGUCACUGGUGGAAGAGGAUAUUAAUGUCAAAUUUUUUGUCCAAUUGGAUAAAUUGAUCCGCUUGAUGGAAAUGCCAAUCUUUGCUUAUCUUCGAUUGCAGCUUCUUGACCCUGGAAGAUAUAUUUGGUUAUUCAAGGCAUUGUAUGGUCUUCUGAUGUUGCUUCCUCAGCAAAGUGCCGCCUUUAAGAUACUAAAAACUCGUUUAAAAGGUGUGCCAUCGUAUUCAUUUAAUGGUGAGCAAUUGAAGAGAAUGCCUUCUGGGGAUCCCUACCAAUUUCACAACGUGCCUGAUGGAUUUCGAACCAUUGAGGAUGGUAAUGUAGUCGAAGAUGGUGGGAGCUCAGGUAAUGGAAUGAAUUUUGCUGCCAGGCUACAACAAUUUCAGCAAAUGCAGCACGAGCAUCGGGUGCUUGCCAAAACACAAACAAAGUCACGCAAUAUUUCCACUUCAUCGUCAAAGGAAGCACAAAGAGAGGAAGAACCAAGAAGACCUCAGUCUAUUGAACUUCCUCCUUCAAGAUCAUCAAAGAGAGGGGUUGGGUAUGAUCUGUAA